AUGGACGCGCGGCACGGGAUCAGGACGACGUCACGCAGGUUGAAACGCAUGUUUUCGAGAAAACGGCUGGAGCGCGGAGAGUGUGAUCAGGCAUCUUGCAGCAGUAGUAGCAGCGAGUGCGAGAGUAGCAGUUGUUCGAGCAUCGCAUCAUCGUGCACACGCAAGACACUGGAUCCGCAUUGCAUCCGAGCAUCGACGUUCGAAUGGACGUGGAAUUGGGACUCUAACUGGACCCCAGACGGGUUCUGCGCAGACCAAGUCGCACCUGGCUUCGCCACCUCGCUCAGCUUGCGCACACCAACACUGCCCAUCAGCCCUAAAACCUCGGUAGACGUCUCCUACCCCGAUUCCCACGCAUCCUCAUACCGCCCGAUCCACCGGCACUCGCUCACCUCUUACUUCAGCGACGAUGCCAGUGACACAGACCACAACUCUCCGCUCCCCUCGCCACCACAUGCCCACCUCGCCCCAUUGCCCACAUCCCCCCUAACCCCCGAACCACCCACACGUCCAUCCAUCGUCCUACCGACCCACCUUGCUCGGCUCACGAAACGCAACACGUACACCAUCCGUCGCAAACCCGCCCCGAGCUGGACAGCGCCUCGCCCGGUAUCGCCCCACCUGCGUUCGUGA
Mycosarcoma maydis (corn smut) is the source of this 633-nucleotide messenger RNA. RefSeq lists its product as uncharacterized. Lineage: Eukaryota; Fungi; Basidiomycota; Ustilaginomycetes; Ustilaginales. Bases 1 to 633 code for a protein of 210 amino acids. The transcript has a single exon. The record is from RefSeq and is a predicted model, not a curated record.